Molecule: messenger RNA, 455 nt
Organism: Lymnaea stagnalis (great pond snail)
Lineage: Eukaryota; Metazoa; Mollusca; Gastropoda; Lymnaeidae
Source: the annotation of a GenBank genome assembly
CCUACCUUCAAGGCCUAGACCUCUGGGUUUAUCAACGGCUUGCCUACCUUCAAGGCCUAGACCUCUGGGUUUAUCAACGGCUUGCCUACCUUCAAGGCCUAGACAUCUGGGUUUAUCAACGGUUUGCCUACCUUCAAGGCCUAGACCUCUGGGUUUAUCAACGGCUUGCCUACCUUCAAGACCUAGACCUCUGGGUUUAUCAACGGUUCGCCUACCUUCAAUGCCUAGACCUCUGGGUUUAUCAACGGUUUGCCUACCUUCAAGGCCUAGACCAUUGGGUUUAUCAACGGUUUCCCUACCUUCAAGGCCUAAACCACUGUGGUUAUCAAUUGUUCGCCUACCUUCAUGGCCUGCUUAACCUCUUUAAAAAUCUACAAUGAGAAUUAAUCUGCAAUUCAGAUGGAAGUUGUUUGCAAUAACGGUAGGCAAUAUUCAAUUGCUAGAUAGGCUGCUGC